CAAGAUAUCUGAUCUCGGGAAAACAACUACGCAUGGUGCUAGCCACCGCACUGCUAUCCUGUCAUUUAACAUGUCAGCGGCGGUAUUUGCGUCCGCGGGCAUGGUUCUGUUCUCUUGUUAGCCACGACGACUCUCUCCCGGGACUCGAUGCUUGCCGCCGCGGGCCUUGCUUCACAGUCUUCGUAGUCAUUGCGACGAGUGGCCGCCUCCUGCUUAUGCGCAUAUGACCACCGUAGGGUAUAACGUGGUAGUGCUUGCUGACCUCGCACAGGAUCGGGGACUUCACGCAACUGCGGCAUUGGCGUGGCUGGUUUAUGACUACAUGUUAUCAUUUGAGAACGAGGUGGAUCUGAUCUGGAGUUCUGAGGAUACAGUCCCUAAGCUUCUUUACUUUGUUUCGCGAUACUUCGGACUUAUCGUGCAAUGCAUGGCCUGCGCUGACAUGCCACGACUUUACUGUCGCAAUGCGCUGAUAUGGACUAGCAUAUCGUUGUUCACCCUUGUGUUUUGCGUCGAGUUCAGCCUGAUGCUCAGGAUAUACGCGCUGUAUGCACGAAGUCGUUUAAUCUUGCUUAUUCUCAGCAUCGCAUUCGUUGUGGAGACAUUGUGUGUCAUCCUCAUAAGUAGCAUCGGCUACAAUGAGUUUGCCCAUGCGAUCGUACCCUAUCCUUCGGACUGGCCAAUCGAGGGAUGCUACUACCCACCGACCCCUUCAUGGUUCCACGGCACCUGGCUACCCUUAGCAUCAUUUGAGACUCUUCUGUUCGUUCUAAUGGCCGUCAAGGUGUAUUUGUAUCGACCAUUAGGGGAGCUUCCCAUUUUGCAGCGAGUACUUCGGGACGGCACCAUAUAUUACUUUGUCAUACUCGUCGCCUUUCUCCUUUGUACUAUUGGAUCCUAUACGUCCAAUACAUUCCUCGGAGUUAUGAUCACGGUUUGGAUAUCUGCAAUAUUGUCAUUCUCGGGUGCCCACCUCCUUCUCAGCAUUCGCACUCUUGCCGCGAAGCGUCAACGACAGGAGGUCGCGACGCCAGACAUCUCGGCAGACGUGCCGGUCAUCAGCCAAGGCCUGAGCAGACCUGACACGGACGCUCAGCGGUCUCCAUUGGAGUUCCAUGAGCUCGUACCCCGUUCGCCUCAACGCGCGCCUUCCCUCCCGAGGCCUGUGAUAGAUCGUCAAGCCCCAGACUCCGAAUGCCUACCAUGUGGUAGAAACCCGACCUGGCUACAACGUUGGGAAUGUACGUGAAUAAAUGUAUGAGUACUUGACGCAUUUUCUUGGACAUUAGGACUAUAGUACACGUAUCAUCGACGUCGUAAUGCUAUCUUGACGCAACUGCUUUCUCUGUCGCUCGACCGCUUUCGCGUGUACACCUUACCAUCGUUGUUCUCGUAUCUCAGAC
Messenger RNA from Rhodofomes roseus, 1403 nucleotides. RefSeq lists its product as uncharacterized. The record is from RefSeq and is a predicted model, not a curated record. The coding region runs from base 224 to 1249 and encodes 341 amino acids. The transcript has 16 exons. NCBI's taxonomy places the organism in Eukaryota, Fungi, Basidiomycota, Agaricomycetes, Polyporales, Fomitopsidaceae.